AUGGCUAAACCACCUCAUUGUUCCUUCCCGACCAUAGAUAAAUGUGUGUCGACCGGGAGGGAGAACCACACUGUAGUCGCUGACAUGGAUGGGACUUUACUCCGGGGUCGGAGCUCAUUCCCUUACUUUGCGCUCGUGGCUUUUGAGGUUGGGGGAGUCCUGAGGCUCCUGCUCCUGCUGCUUGCCUCGCCGAUCGCCGGAUUCCUGUAUCACUUCAUAUCUGAAUCCGCUGGAAUUCAGGUGCUCAUAUUCGCCACCUUUGCAGGGAUGAAGGUCUCUGACAUAGAGUCGGUGGCCCGAGCCGUGCUCCCCAAGUUCUACUCUGGAGAUCUCCACCCGAAGUCAUGGCGGGUGUUCUCUGCCUGCGGGAAGCGGUGCGUUCUGACUGCAAACCCAAGGAUUAUGGUGGAAGCGUUCUUGAAGGACUUUCUUGGGGCUGAUUUGGUUAUCGGAACGGAGAUAGGUGUCUACAAAGGGAGAGCAACGGGCCUAGUUAAAGGUCCCGGAGUGCUUGUGGGGAAGGAGAAAGCUAAUGCUCUUCGGAAAUCUUUCGGUGAUGACAAACCCGAGAUUGGUCUUGGCGAUCGGAGCACAGAUGUCCCCUUCAUGGAACUCUGCAAGGAAGGAUUCAUCGUGACAGCAAGUCCCGAGGUUAAGGCCGUAGCAAAUGAUAAGUUGCCGAAGCCCAUAAUAUUCCAUGACGGACGGCUAGUUCAGAAGCCGACUCCCCUCAUUGCACUUCUCACCAUUAUUUGGAUCCCCAUAGGCUUCCUACUCGCCUGCCUCCGAGUCGCUGCAGGCGCCCUCCUCCCAAUGCCCCUUGUGUACUACGCCUUCUGGGCACUUGGGGUUCGUGUCACUGUCAAGGGCAACCCUCCUCCACCAGUGAAAAAAUCGAGUAACCGGUCCGGAGUCCUGUUCAUUUGCUCUCAUAGGACCCUCCUUGACCCGAUAUUCCUCUCCACAGCACUUGGCCGACCGAUCCCAGCAGUCACCUACUCCGUCUCCAGGUUCUCUGAGGUCAUAUCCCCAAUCAAGACCGUGAGGCUGAGUCGAGACCGGGCCACUGAUGCGUCCAUGAUCAAGAAGCUCCUGGAGGAAGGUGACCUUGCCAUAUGCCCCGAGGGGACCACUUGUCGGGAGCCAUUCCUCCUAAGGUUCUCAGCCUUGUUUGCCGAACUGACUGACCAGUUGGUGCCGGUGGCUAUGGUGAACCGCAUGAGCAUGUUCCAUGGAACGACAGCCCGAGGGUGGAAGGGGAUGGACCCGUUUUACUUUUUCAUGAACCCGAGCCCUGCCUAUGAGGUGACUUUCCUGAACAAGUUGCCCCUAGAGCUAACUUGCAGCUCCGGCAAAACUAGCCAUGAGGUUGCGAACUAUAUACAGCGAACAAUUGCAGCAACUCUGUCCUAUGAGUGCACCAGCUUUACCAGGAAGGAUAAAUACCGAGCUCUCGCCGGAAAUGAUGGGACUGUUGCUGAAAAACCAACGCUCAAGGCAAACAAAGUGAUGGGGUGCUAA
This is a messenger RNA of Punica granatum (pomegranate), 1521 nucleotides long. The record is from RefSeq and is a predicted model, not a curated record. Lineage: Eukaryota; Viridiplantae; Streptophyta; Magnoliopsida; Myrtales; Lythraceae.